UGCUGAUAGUUCCUGUUGCAAGGCUGUAUAGCUUCUCUGGGCUGGGCGGUUUCUAAUCUGAAGGCUUCCAUACUGCCUUUUCUGGAUGUCCAAACACAAACUCUUCCUGCUCCGGCAUGGGGAGGGGUCCUGGAACAAGGAGAACCGCUUCUGCAGCUGGGUUGACCAGAAACUGAGCGAGAACGGGGUGGUGGAAGCCCAAGAAUGCGGCAGGCUCCUGAAAAAGCACGGGUAUCGAUUCGACCAGGUUUUUACCUCCUUACUGAGCCGUUCCAUCCAGACAGCCUGGUUGGUGCUGGAGGCCAUGGGAGAAGAGUGGGUCCCAGUCACAAAAUCCUGGAGGUUAAACGAACGGCAUUACGGUGCCCUGAUCGGCCUCAAUCGGGCCGAGAUGGCGCUGAAACAUGGCGAGGAACGGGUUAAACUGUGGAGGCGUAGCUAUGAUAUCACGCCGCCCCCCAUUCAUGAGUCACAUCCCUAUUACGCUGAAAUUUACAAUGACCGCCGAUAUAGUACGUGUGACGUUCCGAAAGAGGAACUGCCCACAGCGGAAAGUCUGAAGGAAGUGCUGGACAGACUUCUUCCUUACUGGAAUGAUGUCAUUGUACCUGUGAUCAAGAGUGGCCAAACGAUCCUCAUCUCUGGACACGGCAACAGCUGCAGGGCUUUGCUUAAACAUUUGGAAGAUAUAUCGGAAACAGACAUUGUCAAUGUAACGCUGCCCACGGGAGUUCCCGUCUUACUGGAGAUGGAUGAAAAUCUCCGACCGGUCAAGCCACGCCAGCUCCUGGGCGACCAGGCCAAAAUUCAGGCGGCCAUCAAAAAGGUGGAGGAUCAAGGGAAGGUUAUUGCAGAAAAUAAAUAAGGGUUUUCUUGAGGAAAAUGUCAGAAUCUUCAGAUAGGAAUUGUUCACACCGAAAGAUCAUUAGUCGUUCAGUAUGUCCUGAAGCACUGUCCGAGGUAGGCGUUCUGUUUAGAGUGGUACUUUAAGAGUCUAGAAGAGAUAUAUGUCAAUAUUUUGAAUUCAGGCAAUGGUUACUUAUCCCAAAUGCAGACUUGCUGCAUAUAUUUUGUCACAGCAGGAGAUCUGUAGACCAAAUAAUGAAGUAGAUACUGAUAUAACAUUAUUUUUUAAAUGAUCAUUUAAUGUGGUGUUAUUUUUUGUUAACUCUUGUAUUUGAGCCUGUUAUUUUUAUCAAUGGAUUUUAGGCCACAGAAAACCAGUGCCUUCCUUUGGGUAAAAAUAGCAUCCAUUAGUUGUUUUCUAAUAGAAUUUGUUAUUGUAGGUCAAUACAAAUAUUUAACAAAUUCUGUAUUUAAAAAAAAAAAAAUAUAU
Rhinichthys klamathensis goyatoka is the source of this 1336-nucleotide messenger RNA. It is a transcript of the gene bpgm, whose product is annotated as 2,3-bisphosphoglycerate mutase. Gene Ontology annotation, biological process: glycolytic process. The transcript is spliced from 3 exons. The record is from RefSeq and is a predicted model, not a curated record. Lineage: Eukaryota; Metazoa; Chordata; Actinopteri; Cypriniformes; Leuciscidae. Gene Ontology annotation, molecular function: intramolecular phosphotransferase activity. The coding region runs from base 86 to 865 and encodes 259 amino acids.